Molecule: messenger RNA, 963 nt
Organism: Gavia stellata (red-throated loon)
Lineage: Eukaryota; Metazoa; Chordata; Aves; Gaviiformes; Gaviidae
Gene: TEX9
Product: testis expressed 9
Exons: 7
Coding region: 22-813 (263 amino acids)
Source: RefSeq, a predicted model, not a curated record
UUUCAUCUCUUACACACUCGUAUGUCAAGUUCCAAAAUAAGAAACCUGGAAGUACAAAGUGCUGAUGAUGUUGCAGUACUGGAGGAUUGCAUAGAUUUUUCUUUAGCAAAAACAAUAAGCAAAACUGAAGAAAAACUAGAGAGAGGAAGCUUACCGGAUUGUCUGGAUGAUGAUAUUAUUCCAAACGUUGGAAAUGAGAUUGGAGCAGAAGCUCAAAUCAGAUUUCUUAAGGCAAAGUUACGUGUUAUGCAGGAAGAACUGGAUAGUGUAGUAUGUGAAUGCAGGAAAAAGGAUGACGAAAAUCAGAAUUUAAAAUCUCGUCUUAAAGAUACUGAAGAAGAAAACACCAGACUGCAACGAACAAUCAGUAUGCAACGUUCUCAGACUGAAAAGUAUAAAAUGUUGUCACAAGAAGCAAACAAAAAAAGCGACGGGUUACAACAAGAGGUCAUUGCGCUAGAAAAGGAAUUGGAGAAUCUAAAGCGUGUACAAAAGCAGGCCGCAACCACUCAGAGUGCAACAGAGGUUCGCUUAAACAGGGCCCUGGAAGAAGCAGAAAGGUACAAAGUGGAGCUGAAUAAACUGAAGCAAAGCAACAAGGAUGUAGCUAACCAAGAACUCAGAACAAUUGAAGAAUUAAAAACAGAGAACAAGAAACUGCAGAAACAAAAAGGAGAGCUAAUGACAGGAUUUAAAAAGCAGUUAAAGUUAAUUGAUAUUUUAAAGAGACAAAAGAUGCACAUUGAAGCUGCUAAGAUGCUUUCUUUUACGGAAGAGGAAUUCAUGAAAGCUCUUGAGUGGGGAAAUUACUGAUUCCAUUAAAAAAACAACUUCUGAUUGAAAUACAAGUCAGAUGGUACAUUAUUUUGGCAUUGUAUAUGAAUGCUUGUUAAUAGUUAAUAACCGUAGAUCCCAGUGAAUUGAUUUUGUUGAUUUUGCUUAUGUUUAAAUUGUUUAACUUUU